AUGAAGACGUCCUUUUCCGUCAAGCUUGUGCUUGUCGUCGCCUUGUUCCUGGAUUGGACGGCCCAGGUGGACGGGUUUUGGUCGAAAAGUCUUACGAAGCAGUUGAAGGCGCCAAAGAAAGAGAAGGAAGAGAAAGGUGCAGCCAAAGAUGAAGCCAAGAAGAAAAAGGAAGCGGACAUGAAAAGGCAAAAGGAGCUGGAGAAGCAGUAUCUGAAAUAUAGCGAGGGGAUCUUUAUCCAAAGUAUGGCCAGGGGAAAAAGUUGGCUCACUGGUGGCCGAAGCGAUAAGAACAAAAGCGUAUAUGUCCAGGACCUCACAAAAAAAGGUGAGGAAAAAAAGCACUACACGUGGCGGAUUAUUGCUGGUUCUGUGUCGGGCGGAAAAUUCCACGAGAAAAAAAAAGGAACUUGUGUGAAAUAUGGCGAUUGGGUUUGGCUCCAGGUCAUUGGAACUAAGACGUGGAUGAGACGAGGUCAAAAUGGUGUUGGCUCAGGUUUGAGCCACAGAGACGUACCUUCUACUACUUCUGGUGACGCCACUAGAAAAUAUGGGGACAAAAUAGAAGACCUUUACUUGUGGAAGAUCACGAGUGUGAACCCAAUGUCGACAAACCCUGCUAAGGACAAGGACCCUUCGCGAGGCAGAUGUAUCCUGGACAUGAGUGCUGUCUACUUUGAACAAAAAAGACAAGUAAAAGGCCUCUCUUCUUGGAAUUUCCUCUCAGUCCCAGAUACGACACACGGGGUAAAAAUCCGAACCGCAGGCAAAGGUUACGAAGGAUUAAAAGGUGACCAAUGGAUCUUGAGGAGGGACGAAGGACAGGGAGGGAACACACCAAGGGAUGCUUUCACCUGUGAAGCAACGGCAGCAGAAUCGAAUUGGAUACUGAUCAAAAGUUGCGCAGGAUGCACAGACCAGACUGUGUCUUACGAACAUGGAAUGACAGAAACAAAAGGAAAGGACUACACCAAGUCAAAAAACUGGGAAUUGAGUGUUAGCAGGACCGUGGAAGCCGACCUCAAGGUUGGCAGCACAUCUACUGAAGUCGGCUUUAGUUAUGGCCAAGAGGUGUCCAACACUGUUUCCGAAUCUUUGGAGUUUUCCAAGACGGAGACGCUAGACUCAAACUUUGAGCGACCUUAUGUCUGGCAGUUUGAAACCGAAGUUACAGGUAUUUGUGGUGGUAAAACCAAAUUUCCAUCCAGACACCUAGCCGGCACUAACUCGGCAUCGGAGAUGCCCUGCUGUGUGCCCAAAUACUUUCUGGACGCCAAAGAUCAUCCCCAUGGCGCAUGCAAGCAAGGUACUCCAUGUUUCUGUGACAAGGAUGUCUGCUUUCCCAAGCCCAAACCCAAGCCCGAAAAAGAGGAAGAGAAGCCCAAGCCCGAAAAAGAGGAAGAGAAGCCCUCGAAACCCUCGAAACCCUCGAAACCCAUCCAGAAGCCCUCGACGAAACCAGGACCCCUUACUCCUUCGAAACCGGUCGAGAGCGAAAGCGAAGAGGAGGAAUACAAGCUACCAGGACGCCCUUCCACUCCUUCGAAACCGGUCGAGAGUGAAAGCGAAGAGGAGGAAGACGAAGACGUGAUUCCCGACUGGCUCCUCGAGAAACUCAUUCUCAACUACGAUGAAGACUGUUUGGAAGCCAUGUUUGUAAUGCUGGAAGAAACCAUCGCCGAAGCCAUCUAUGGAGCUGGUUCUGAACGCAAGCUCCAAACCUACAACACUGUGAUCAAUAUUGGUUCCGGUGGUGGGACCGGCGACAUGAGCAAUUUCCCUUCGCAGGGCGGCGGGCAGGGCGGCGGAAGGGGCGGCGGGCAGAGUAGAGGAAAGGACCUUGGCGAUCGUGUUGAUCGUGGCGGUAAAAUUCGCGGAAAGGACCUUGGAGACCUUGUUGGCAGUGGUGGAAAGAAGGACCUUGGAGACCUUAUUGAUCGCGGCGGUAAAAUUGGCGGAAAGGACCUUGGAGAUCUUCUUGACCGCGGCGGUUCGACGAGCGGCAAACGUGAUGGUGGUUGUUACAUGGAUCCUGAUCUCUUGGCCUGGGGCGAGUCGGUUGCCUUGGAAGCCAUUUAUACGUAUUGA
Seminavis robusta is the source of this 2085-nucleotide messenger RNA. Lineage: Eukaryota; Bacillariophyta; Bacillariophyceae; Naviculales; Naviculaceae. The record is from the annotation of a GenBank genome assembly.